UCUUCUAUAAUCCGGCUUGAAAAAUCAAAAAUCCUUGGCUAAACUUUACUUUUAGACUUAAAAUUCAAUUGACUAAAUGACAAACUCCAAGUGUCUGAUUUAUUUCUAUAGAUUAAAGUUAAAUAUAAACAACCUGGCAAUAAAGUUUAGCCUUGUUUAAGUUUUUAACUUCAUAGCUGCUUCUGAUGGGAUUACUUCAUUGACUUAAUGAAUAAUCAAUUCCCAAAUCCUUUUUACAGGCGGAUUUCUUUUGGAUUUUAUGCAAACAAUGCUAAUUAUUUAUGUUUGUUAUUUGAUUUUCUGAUAGAGGAGUGUCUGAGUGAACAUGUGUGAAAAUGGGUGAUAUUGUGAGGUGAUUUAUUUUUGGCCGAAAUAUUUUUUAUAGACAGGAGAUAAGAAAGCUAUUUCUGAUUUCGUUCGAAGCAAAUUUUAGCCUUUUGGUCGUACCGGGACGGCUUCUUGUGAUCUUUUCUUUGAAUCAUGUCUAAAGUUUCGGUUUUUUCCAAACCCUGGUAAAUUGUAAUUUUCUUCAAUUGAAAAUCCAACGGUUUAUACAUGUUUUCUUUUAUUUCUCUUCGCCCAAAUAAUAAUAUACGAAUUUAUCUGGCAUCCUGCCGGCGGCUCCGUUGGCAGGUCGCGUUGCCCGUGGUCGGGUCCGCUAGAGUUGGGACAUCGGCUGGGCUUGUGUGGAAAUUCUAAAAUGAGAUGGCCAAAUCCCAAAAUAAGGAAAGAAUACGUCAAGUACGCCAAAGUUUUCCCCCUGUCGCAAGCCCUAGACUUUAAAAUACCUGCUAAGUGGUACAGAAGGGUCAUCGGAGGUCUUGAGCUCCUCUGCGGCUUGGCGAUGGCCGUCGUGCCUAUAGACGCAGUAAAACAAGGAGCAAACAUAACACUGCUGUUUUUAAUGGUAAUGGCAGUCUAUUCCCAUUAUAUGGUGAAUGACAAAUUUGAAAGGACUGCUCCUGCACUGGUGUUUUUCUUUAUGCUAACUGGACGGAUGGUUAUAGACUGGCAGCUCAAAAGGAAACAGGAAGCGGUGACAAGCAAUGGUGACGCAAAACAAAAGAAACAAGACUGAUUAGAUUUUGUGUCAAUUUUUUUCGUACCAAGUGUAAAACCAAAGAGAAAAAGUACUGAAGAAAUUUCAGUCCGUUGCUCCAUUUUCGACAAAGUCUUUGUUACCUACUUAGGUUUAAUGUCUUGUAUUGUCCCAUGUCAGGAGCUCAUCGGUUGUACCAUUCGUUUUUUUGUUAAUUUUGCCUCGAAUGUGAUAAAUUAGCAGAAUUUUAUUUUAAAAUUUUUUGUAUGUUUUUCCCUCGACUAAAUCGAGCCUUCUGGACAAAAUUUGAAAAGUCGAACAAUAUGUCAUACUACAAACAAGCCUUAACUAUAUUAAACAAUAUUAUCAUUCUUUGCAUGAACAUUUAAUUACAAUUAAUAAUUAUAUUAUAUACAAUUAUGUCAGUGAGUCCUUAGAAGUUAAAUUUGCACAAUUAUUAAUAUGAGAAGGAAAAAAGACACGUUUAAUUUUUGUUCUCUUGUUCACAAUAUUGCUUACACAUUUCUUGUAAAAAGAGAAAAAUGUAAAAAUAUAGUCAUAGUUUGUAAAAAUCAUUACUAGAUUUUUUUCUUCUUCAGUUACUAUUUUAUUAGCGAUUACGAUGACAAAAGUGUAAAUAAACUUUAGGGAUGUAUUGUUAUUUUAAAAUGUAAUUGCUCAGAAGUUGUUACACGUCUUUAUAAUGUGAUUUAUAGGAUU
Molecule: messenger RNA, 1759 nt
Organism: Cimex lectularius (bed bug)
Lineage: Eukaryota; Metazoa; Arthropoda; Insecta; Hemiptera; Cimicidae
Product: transmembrane protein 35A
Exons: 4
Coding region: 701-1078 (125 amino acids)
Biological process (GO): chaperone-mediated protein complex assembly; positive regulation of protein localization to cell surface
Cellular component (GO): endoplasmic reticulum
Source: RefSeq, a predicted model, not a curated record